Messenger RNA from Solanum verrucosum, 1132 nucleotides. RefSeq names its product cytochrome P450 CYP72A219-like. Gene Ontology annotation, molecular function: heme binding; iron ion binding; monooxygenase activity. The transcript has 3 exons. Lineage: Eukaryota; Viridiplantae; Streptophyta; Magnoliopsida; Solanales; Solanaceae. The record is from RefSeq and is a predicted model, not a curated record. The coding region runs from base 7 to 1059 and encodes 350 amino acids.
CAGCAUAUGUUGCCAGCGUUUUAUCAAAGUUGUAGUGAAAUGAUAAGCAAAUGGGAGGAUAUUGUUCCAAAGGAAAGAUCAGUCGAGCUCGAUGUAUGGCCAGACCUUCAACUAAUGACAGGUGAAGUCAUUUCUCGAACCGCAUUUGGGAGUAGCUAUGAAGAAGGGAGAAAAGUAUUUGAACUUCAGAAAGAACAAGCUGAGUAUGUAAUGGACAUGACUCAUUCAGUUUAUAUACCAGGAUCUAGGUUCUUGCCUACUAAAAGGAACAAAAGAAUGCAGGAAAUCGAAAAGCAAAUCCAAACAACGAUUAGGCGUAUCAUCAACAAAAGAUUGAGGGCAAUGGAAGCAGGGGAAACUAGUAAAAAUGACUUAUUAGGCAUAUUACUUGAAUCCAAUAUGAAAGAAAUUGAACAACACGGAAACAAGGAUUUCGGAAUGACAACAAUUGAGUUGAUUGAAGAGUGCAAGUUGUUCUAUUUUGCUGGACAAGAGGGCAAUUCAGUGUUGCUCGUCUGGACGAUGAUUUUAUUGUGCCUACACCCAGAGUGGCAAGUACGUGCCAGAGAUGAGGUUUUGCAGGUCUUUGGAAAUGAAAAACCAAAUUUGGAAGGACUAAGUCGCCUCAAAAUUGUGACAAUGAUCUUGAACGAGACGUUAAGGCUAUUCCCCCCAGUAGCAACAUUUCGUAGAAGGAUUAAAGAUGAAGUCAAAUUAGGGGAGCUGAGUCUACCAGCUGGAGUGCAACUCUUUAUACUCACAGUAUUAAUUCAUUAUGACAAGGAAUUAUGGGGUGAAGACGCGAAGGAAUUCAAACCAGAAAGAUUCAGCGAAGGAGUGGCAAAGGCAACAAAAGGACAGGCCUCGUUUUUUCCAUUUGGCCGGGGACCUCGAAUUUGCAUCGGACAAAACUUUGCAAUGAUGGAAGCAAAGAUGGCAAUAGCAAUGAUAAUACAAAAUUUCUCCUUCGAACUCUCUCCGUCUUAUACACAUGCUCCACUUGCAAUAGUUUCUACUCAACCACAGUAUGGCGCUCCUUUGCUUAUGCGCAAACUUUGAAAUGGAUGUUGCUGAUAUUUAAGUUUAAUGGUGUUGUGUUCUCCGUAUUUCAGCUCGAAUACUAAUAAACUAG